Messenger RNA from Osmerus eperlanus (European smelt), 924 nucleotides. Its product is annotated as olfactory receptor 52D1-like. Gene Ontology annotation, cellular component: membrane. Gene Ontology annotation, molecular function: G protein-coupled receptor activity; odorant binding; olfactory receptor activity. Lineage: Eukaryota; Metazoa; Chordata; Actinopteri; Osmeriformes; Osmeridae. The record is from RefSeq and is a predicted model, not a curated record. Gene Ontology annotation, biological process: detection of chemical stimulus involved in sensory perception of smell; G protein-coupled receptor signaling pathway.
AUGGAGAACUCAUCCGAAUUAACAUGGUUUAAACUCAUUGCUUACAGUGAUAUGGGGAGCAUGAGGCCCUUUUACUUCACCUUAUUAAUCCUUAUGUAUUUUUCUGUAAUAACUUUUAAUGUUCUCACAAUAGGACUGGUGAUUUUUAAUAGGAGCUUGCAUGACAUGUAUUUUCUACUUUGCAGUUUGUUUGUGAAUGAACUGUAUGGCAGCACAGGGCUUUUCCCAUGGCUUAUUCAUAACAUGCUUUUAGAUGUUCACCACAUUUCUAGAUUCCAUUGUAUAUUGCAGAUAUUCUGUGUCCACACAUAUGCUUCUAUUGAGUUAACAAAUCUGGCUGUGAUGGCAUAUGACAGAUAUGUGUCCAUUUGUUAUCCUUUGAGAUACAUUGAAAUUAUGUCUCCAAUGCAUAUAUAUUUGUUGAUUGCAUUCAUCUGGAUAUAUUCAUUUGGUAAGUUCUCUGUUACACUCUCAAUGACUGUUCAACUCCGUUUGUGUGGACAUUUAAUCGCUAAGAUCUAUUGUGAUAAUUAUUCACUUGUCAAGUUGGCUUGUGAAGAUACAACAUUGAAUAAUAUUUAUGGAAGUUUUACAAUGUUUUUAUCAGUAGGCCUUCCAUUGAUUCUAAUUAUUUAUUCGUAUGCGAAAAUUCUGAAUAUUUGUUAUAGUUCUUCAAAACAGUCACAGCAGAAAGCUCUUAACACUUGCAUCCCACAUAUAAUGUCCUUGCUGAAUUUUGCUGUGGGCUGUUUAUUUGAAGUGGCCCAAAGUCGGUUUAACAUGCAACAUGUUCCUCUGAUACUCCGGAUUUUUCUGUCUCUUUACUUUUUGAUUAUCUGCCCUAUAAAUCCCAUCAUUUUUGGGGUGAAGACAGCAAAGAUUAGGGAAUCUUUCAGAAGAUUCUGCAUCAAAUUAUGGCCUUAA